This is a messenger RNA of Mucor velutinosus, 1383 nucleotides long. RefSeq lists its product as uncharacterized. Bases 1 to 1383 code for a protein of 460 amino acids. The transcript has 4 exons. NCBI's taxonomy places the organism in Eukaryota, Fungi, Mucoromycota, Mucoromycetes, Mucorales, Mucoraceae. The record is from RefSeq and is a predicted model, not a curated record.
AUGCUAUCUUUGGUCAAAGCUGUAUCAUUGAUUGUUCCUCUUGUAUCUCUUGUCGUGUACCAAGCAGCCAGCAAGCCAAGUUUUCUCAGUCUCCCGUGUGCCGUGGUGGGAUUCGACUGUCCUUCUCAUAUUCCGGUGCAUGGCUUUGUAGAUGACGAAUAUAAAGAAGUGUACGACCUUUUUGUGGAUAACAUCAAGCAGGGUCAUGAAGUGGGUGCUAGCCUCACUGCUUACGUUGACGGAAAGCAGGUCAUCAGUCUUCAAGGUGGCUGGCAAGACGUCGAGAACAAGAUUGAGUAUACAAACAAUACUUUGCAGAUGGUCUUUUCGUCCACAAAAGUCCUGGCUGCUAUUAUCAUUGCUCAACUGGUGGAUCAAGGACUACUGUCUUACGAUGAACGCAUCGCAACGUAUUGGCCCGAGUUUGCUCAAAACAACAAGGAGAAUGUUACCCUGAUGGAUCUGAUGAGACACACAGCUGGUGUGGGUGCAUUGGACACUCCCAUUUCUUUGGCCAAUGUCACUGACUAUGCUACCUUUACCAAAAUCUUGGCCGAGCAGCCUCACAACUUUGGCGGCAUCCCAACACAUGCUUACCAUGCCAUCACGCAAGGAUGGUAUCAGAAUGAGAUUAUUCGUCGUGUCGAUCCUCAGCACCGCACCAUUGAUGAUUUUGCCCGAGAAUUCAAGGAUAAAUAUGGUUCAGAGUGGUACUUGAAGCCAGAUGCUACCGAGGGCGUAGAUCUUUCUCGCAUUGCUCCUUUUUACUCAAGACCUUCUUACCAAAAGUUGAUUGGUCUCGCUACUGCCGUCUUGAAUCCUUUUACUGACAAGACCUUUCUCAAAGCUCUAUUUGACAAGAACAGCCUAUUCACAAAGACAAUUAUUCAUGCAAAUAUCGGUCAGAAGAAGGGUAUUAUGAACAAUCGUGAUCCUGAAACACGAGCCAUUGAAGGACCCUCCUAUUCCGGUCAUACAAAUGCGGAUUCUAUGGCUAAACUUGCAGCAAUGAUGGCAAACAGAGGCAAGGCCAUUGUCGAAGGGGAGCCUGAUCUUUUUAUCAACGAUUCUACCUACCAAGAAGCUACUGCUUUUGUUGCCAGUGAGGUAGAUGCUGUGUUUCCUCAAAUUGUAAUUCACAAUCAACGUGGUGGAUUCAUGGCUUUCCCAAACGAGGGCUUUUUUGACUUAUCUGACAAGGAAACUCAAUUUGUAGGUGGUGCAGGUGCAGGAGGAUCUCUGUUCGUUUGGAAUGAAAAGUAUAAUAUUGCAUUUGCUUAUGCCAUGAAUGGAUACAAUGACAACAUUGAUACGGAUAGAAGGACAAAGCUGGUUGUCAAAGCAAUUUUUGAAAAGGUCAAGAAGCAAAAGAAUCUGAAAUAA